Penicillium verhagenii is the source of this 942-nucleotide messenger RNA. Its product is annotated as class I SAM-dependent methyltransferase. Gene Ontology annotation, molecular function: S-adenosylmethionine-dependent methyltransferase activity. Lineage: Eukaryota; Fungi; Ascomycota; Eurotiomycetes; Eurotiales; Aspergillaceae. The transcript has a single exon. The record is from RefSeq and is a predicted model, not a curated record. The coding region runs from base 1 to 942 and encodes 313 amino acids.
AUGUCAGCCAAGACCCCCUUCACCCCGGAAAAGACUUUCAGCAAGUACAACCAAGCCCAGGGCGAAGCCUACGCCAAUCUCCGCCCAGAAUACCACCCCAAGAUAUACCAAAUGAUCAUAGAUCACCACACCAAGACUAGCGGUCAUCUUGAUCUCCUCAUCGACAUAGGCUGCGGACCGGGCAUCGCCACCCACGCUCUCGCCCCAAAAUUCUCCCAGGUAAUCGGCCUCGAUCCAUCCGAAGGCAUGAUAGCAACAGCCCGCGCACACAGUGCAGAAAAGCCCGCCACCAAGUUGCGGUUCGAGAUCUCAACCGCCGAAACGUUAGGCUCAGACAUCCUGCCCCCGGUCCAAGAUUCCAGCGUCGACCUCAUCAUCUCGGCGAACGCAGCCCACUGGUUCAAUAUCCCAGCCUUCUGGGCUGCUGCUGCCCGGGUCCUCAAGCCAGGUGGUACCGUCGCCCUCUGGGCCCCGUGUGGCCCAGUUAUUCACCCCUCCACGCCCAAUGCAUCUGCUAUCCAGGCGGCAAUGGAGAAGAUACAGGUGGAGUACCUCGCGCCAUACUAUGAGGCCGGGAACAUCUUAACUCGGAAUCGGUAUACCGACUUUCCGCUUCCGUGGACUCUGGAUGGGCAGAUUACGGCUUUUGAUGAGAAGACUUUCUUUCGGAAAGAGUGGGGUGUUGAUGAGGGGUUUUUCGAUAGAGAGCCUGUGUUGAGCUUGGAUCAGGUGGAGAAGAUGAUGGGGGUCGGAAGUCCCGUUACGCGCUGGCGAGAGGCGAAUCCUGAUGCCGUGGGGACUGAAAGGGAUGUUGUUAGAAUUUGCCGUAGAGCUGUAGAGAAGCUGUUACAUGAGGCCGGGGUAGAGGAAGGGAAGGAGGUCAUUCGAGGCGGCUCAAUGGGGGUGUUGUUGAUGGUUAAGAAGGUGGAGAGCCCCAAGUAG